This is a messenger RNA of Trypanosoma brucei brucei TREU927, 1815 nucleotides long. RefSeq lists its product as hypothetical. Gene Ontology annotation, biological process: long-chain fatty-acyl-CoA metabolic process. Gene Ontology annotation, cellular component: intracellular membrane-bounded organelle. NCBI's taxonomy places the organism in Eukaryota, Euglenozoa, Kinetoplastea, Trypanosomatida, Trypanosomatidae. Bases 1 to 1815 code for a protein of 604 amino acids. The record is from RefSeq and is a predicted model, not a curated record. Gene Ontology annotation, molecular function: alcohol-forming very long-chain fatty acyl-CoA reductase (NADP+) activity. The transcript has a single exon.
AUGCCACUCGACGUCCAUGAAGCGUUUUCACGCAAAAACUUCUUUCUCACUGGAGGAACGGGGUUCAUGGGGAAAGUACUCAUUUACAAAAUCAUGAAAGAGUUUCCGGACGUUGGUUAUAUUUAUGUUCUCGCACGAGGAAAGAAUUCGAGAAGGUUGAAGCGAUAUCUCAACCCUCAGGAGCGAGUAAAGUUGGAGGUGCUCAGCUCACCGUGUUUUGACCCACUUCGGAAAAGUAUGGGGGAGGCUGCCUUCAACGCAUUGGGUUCGCGUGUAGUGGCCAUUGAAGGAAACAUUGUUGAUAAUCGUAUUGGUCUCAGUGACAAGGAUCGCCAGACGCUCAUCAACCACACGCAUUUUAUUGUACACAUGGCGGCAACCGUCAACUUUGAUGAGAGACUUAAUAUAGCGGUGGAAACCAAUACGCUGGGCUCUCUUCGUGUGCUCACCUUGGCUAAAGAGUGCAAAAAUCUUGAGGCAAUGGUUCAUGUUUCGACGUGUUAUGUUAAUUAUAGCGUACAAGGGAGACCCGUCGAGGAAUGUCUCUACUCGCCUCCGUUCGACCCCCAGGGGAUGUGCAAACACAUUUUAGCGCUCAACGAUAAGGAAAUAGACACCGUGGGCCGUGAUCUGCUCAAGAAGUAUGGAUUUCCCAACACAUAUACCUUCACUAAAUUCAUAGGAGAGCAGCUUUUGAAUGAAAAUAAGGGAAACUGUCCUUUGGUAAUUGUGCGGCCAUCCAUUGUGGGAUGUAGCCUUAAAGAACCAUUUCCAGGAUGGGUUGAUGCCCUGACGGCCGCUGGUGGUCUCAUUUUAACUUGUGGGUUGGGUUUGGUACGGGAGCUCGUUUGCCGCCAGGGGGCCAUUGCAGAUAUUGUGCCAGUUGAUUUUGUCGUUAACGUCAUCUUAAAGGCCCUCUUCCAGGCAAAAACACACUUCAAGGGCAACACACCCAAAGUUGUGAAUGUUGAUGAGCACGCAAGGGAGAGAUCCACUGCUGCAAGUACCGCCCAAGGCCUGCUUAACCCCUUGACAGCAGCGAAACAGUUAAAUGGCACCGGCAAAGGUGCCCUUAAAGGAGUUUACGAAGGCAAUCCGGCUUCCAUUUUUCAGCAGCAACAACAACAACAAAAUCAUGCCAGUAACAACGGCGGUGGCCACAUCAAUAAUGAUAAUGACCAAGGACAGCAACAACAGCAACAGCGUGACACCGGUGGUCCUGUCGUGGCCAUGGCAGGUUCGGAUGUGUAUGGAACUAGUGUACCAUUUAUUUACCAGGCAUCCACUUCGCAUUCACACAACCAUAUUACAUGGCGUAGGAUGUCUGACGCAUCGAUAGAGUACUGGAGUGCGAAAAAGCGCCAUCCCAAAGCCCUCGGACCCGUCAGUGUGCAAUUUAUGGAGUCCCGUCUUCUCUACGCCAUGAAAUUUUUUCUCUGCCGCGAGGUUCCUUCUCAUGCCCUCGCAUUCCUGGCCGACCUUCCGGAGCCAAUCGGGUCCAAAAGCAAGCGGGAAAAUGUGAAGAAACUGAAGCGAGCCCUUUUUCGUGCAAAGGACCUUAACCGGCAGUUUGUUGCCUUUACAUGUACUGAAUGGGUUUUUGCCGCGACGAAUACCAUGUCACUUGACGAGGGUCUUAGUGAGCGGUCCCGUUCUGCAUUUUACUACGACCCGUACUUAAUUAACUGGUGGUCAUAUUGCCACUGGUACUCGUACGGCCUGCUGAAACAUAUUGUGAGGGACACGGGAAGUUUCGAGGAGCCUGAACAGCCGGAAACUGCUGCGGAGCUGUUCAGGAGGGCCUCGUCCCUUUGA